GCCUUGGGAGCCAGAGCGCCCGGGUUUUCAGUUCCGUAUUCUAAUUGCCACUUUCCCCGCGACCGUGGGCACGCCAGCUAUGCUGUCUAUGAAGCCACUGUCUCCUCUUGGCGUGAGCGUCAGGGGCGGUGUCUGCUUCCGUGUGCGGAUGAGUCUUCCAGUCAUGAAUGUAACCAGCGCACCGUCCUUCUCUACGGAGUGGGCAAGGAGCGUGACCAAGCGAGACACCAGCUGAAGAAGAUUACCAAAGACAUUCUGAAAAUCCUGAAUAAGAAGAGCACCUCAGAGACCGGGGGAGAUGAAGGACACAAAGCCAGGAAGAACAGACAGGAAGCGUUUCCAACCCUGGAGACCGUGUUCACCAAACUUCAGCUCCUUUCCUACUUUGAUCAACAUCAAGUAACAUCUCAGAUCUCUAGCAAUGUGCUGGAGCAGAUCACCAGCUUCGCGUCCGGGACCUCGUACCACCUCCCGCUGGCCCACCACGUGCAGCUCAUCUUCGACCUCAUGGAGCCCGCGCUGAACAUCAACGGGCUGAUCGACUUCGCGACACAGCUACUAAACGAACUGAGUGUCGUGGAGGCCGAGCUGCUGCUGAAGUCCUCCAGCCUGGCCGGGAGCUACACCACGGGCCUCUGUGUCUGCAUUGUGGCCGUCCUCCGGCGUUACCACAGCUGUCUGAUCCUGAACCCUGAUCAGACGGCGCAGGUGUUUGAAGGGCUGUGUGGUGUGGUCAAACAUGUCGUCAACCCCUCAGAGUGCUCCUCUCCUGAGAGAUGCAUCCUCGCCUACCUCUAUGACCUCUACGUGUCGUGCAGCCACCUCAGAAGCAAAUUCGGAGACCUCUUCAGUAGUGCCUGUUUAAAAGUGAAGCAGACCAUCUAUAACAACGUCAUGCCUGCCAACUCCAACCUGCGAUGGGACCCGGACUUCAUGAUGGAUUUCAUCGAGAACCCUUCCGCACGGAGCGUCAACUACUCCAUGCUGGGCAAGGUCCUCAGCGACAACGCGGCCAACCGCUACAGCUUCGUGUGCAACACGCUCAUGAACGUGUGCAUGGGCCAUCAGGACGCCGGCAGGAUCAACGACAUAGCCAGCUUCUCCUCCGAGCUGACCGCUUGCUGCACCGCCCUCAGCUCGGAGUGGCUGGGCGUUCUGAAGGCCCUGUGUUGUUCUUCCAACCACGUGUGGGGGUUCAAUGAUGUGCUUUGCACCGUGGAUGUGAGUGACCUUUCAUUCCAUGAUUCACUAGCUACUUUCAUUGCUAUUCUGAUAGCACGACAGUGUUUCUCCCUGGAGGACGUGGUGCAGCACGUGGCUCUGCCCUCCCUCCUCGCAGCAGCUUGCGGAGACGCGGAUGCUGAGCCCGGGGCCAGGAUGACCUGCCGCCUCCUGCUCCACCUCUUUCGCGCCCCCCAGGCCUGCCUGUCGCCUCAAGCAACCGGCAAACCCUUCCCGGGAAUCCGCUCAUCCUGCGACAGGCACCUCCUCGCGGCCGCGCACAACAGCAUCGAGGUGGGAGCGGUGUUUGCCGUGCUGAAAGCCAUCAUGAUGCUCGGAGACGCCAAAAUCGGCAACAACAGCGUCAGCUCUUUAAAGAGCGAGGACUUCGCCGUGAGGGGCCUACGCCGCGACGGGAAUGGCGACGAUCUCUGGACGGCCUCGCAGAGCGCGAAACCCUGCGGGAAGGGCAUUUCCAUAGAGACGGCCAAUUUGAGGGAGUAUGCGAGAUACGUACUGCGGACCAUCUGUCAACAGGAGUGGGUGGGAGAACACUGCUUGAAGGAGCCCGAAAGGCUGUGCACGGACAAGGAGCUCAUCCUGGACCCCGUGCUGUCGAACGUGCAAGCGCAGAAGCUGCUGCAGCUCAUCUGCUACCCGCACGGCAUCAAGGAGUGCGCGGACGGGGACAACCUGCAGCGGCAGCACAUCAAGCGCAUCCUCCAGAACCUCGAGCAGUGGACGCUGAGACAGUCCUGGCUGGAGCUGCAGCUGAUGAUCAAACAGUGCCUGAAGGACCCCGGCUCUGGCUCGGUGGCCGAAAUGAACAGCCUGCUGGACAACAUUGCGAAGGCCACCAUCGAGGUGUUCCAGCAGUCGGCCGACGGGGGCGGCGCGUCCACCCCGGCCCCGGGCCUCUUCCACCCCGGGGGCAUCGCGGGCGCCGAGGCGGGCGGCCCCCGGCCGAACGGGAUCAAGACCUUGCUCAGAUUUGCAGAGAUGACCAUCAUGAAAGGCAGAGCGGGUUUUAUUGCACCAUUUGGGUGUCAGGGGACGCUCUGCCGUGACGGUGAGAGCGGAGGAAAGGGCGUGACGCCUGCUUCUGGUUUCAGCUCCUCGGAGCGCAGGGGGGUGUGGCUGGUGGCCCCCCUCAUCGCCAGGCUGCCGACCUCCGUGCAAGGGCGGGUGCUGAAGGCCGCAGGCGAGGAGCUGGAGAAGGGGCAGCACCUGGGCUCUUCUUCCAAAAAGGAGAGAGACAGGCAGAAGCAGAAAAGUAUGUCUCUCUUGAGCCAACAACCAUUCCUCUCCCUGGUCCUUACCUGCCUGAAGGGACAAGACGAACAGCGAGAAGGCCUCCUGACUUCUCUCCAGAACCAAGUGAACCAGAUCCUGAGUAACUGGCGAGAGGACCGGCACCAGGACGACGCGAAAGCGCGGCAGAUGGUGCACGAGGCGCUGCAGCUCCGCCUGAACUUGGUGGGAGGGAUGUUCGACACGGUGCAGAGAAGCGUCCCGUGGGCCGCGGACUGGGCCCUGCUGCUGCUGCAGACCAUCACCUCUGGGCCCGUGGACGUCCACACCGACAGUGAAUUAUUCACAACAGUUCUUGACAUGCUGGGUGUUCUAAUCAAUGGGACAUUAGCCUCGGACCUGUCGAACGCAUCCCCGGGGGGCUCUGAGGAGAACAAGCGUGCUUACAUGAAUUUAGUCAAGAAGCUGAAGAAAGAGCUCGGAGACAAGCGGUCCGAGAGCAUCGACAAGGUGCGGCAGCUGCUGCCUUUGCCAAAGCAGACCUGCGACGUCAUCACCUGUGAGCCUAUGGGCUCCUUGAUCGACACCAAGGGCAACAAGAUUGCAGGAUUCGACUCCAUAGAUAAAAAACAGGGUCUCCAGGUCUCCACGAAGCAGAAGGUGUCCCCGUGGGAUCUGUUUGAGGGCCAGAAGAACCCCGCUCCCCUGUCCUGGGCCUGGUUCGGGACGGUGCGGAUGGACCGGAAGGCCAUCAAGUACGAGGAGCAGAACAGCCUCCUCCUGUAUCACACGCACCCCGUGCCCAAGCCCCGGAGCUACUACCUCGAGCCGCUGCCCCUGCUCCCUGAGGAGGAGGAGGAGCCCGCGUCCCCCAUUUCUCAGGAGCCAGAGAGGAAGUCAGCUGAGCUGUCGGAUCAGGGGAAAACCACAGCUGACGAAGAGAAGAAAACAAAGGGAAGGAAGCCCCCGUGGUGUACCCACAGCCCCGGUGGUGUGUCCGCAGCCCCGUGGUGUGCCCGCAGCCCCGUGGUGUACCCACAGCCCCGGUGGCGUGUCCGCAGCCCCGUGGUGUACCCACAGCCCCGGUGGCAUGUCCGCAGCCCCAUGGUGUGCUCACAGUCCCGGUGGUGUGCCCGCAGCCCCGUGGUGUACCCACAGCCCCGGUGGCGUGUCCGCAGCCCCGUGGUGUACCCACAGCCCCGGUGGCGUGUCCGCAGCCCCGUGGUGUGCCCGCAGCCCCGUGGUGUACCCACAGCCCCGGUGGCGUGUCCGCAGCCCCGUGGUGUACCCACAGCCCCGGUGGUGUGUCCGCAGCCCAGUGGUGUGCCCAGCAUCCCCAGUGGCGUGCCCAGUAGCAUUGCGAACAGCUUGAGAAGCCGUUUUGGGAGAAUUAUCCCGCCGAGGCACUGUCCUUAUGAACGGAGCCAGGGCGAUAGCUUUUGA
This is a messenger RNA of Molossus molossus (Pallas's mastiff bat), 3915 nucleotides long. Its product is annotated as mediator of RNA polymerase II transcription subunit 12-like protein. Gene Ontology annotation, cellular component: mediator complex. Lineage: Eukaryota; Metazoa; Chordata; Mammalia; Chiroptera; Molossidae. The coding region runs from base 508 to 3915 and encodes 1135 amino acids. The record is from RefSeq and is a predicted model, not a curated record. Gene Ontology annotation, biological process: regulation of transcription by RNA polymerase II. The transcript is spliced from 24 exons. Gene Ontology annotation, molecular function: transcription coactivator activity.